This is a messenger RNA of Xenopus laevis (African clawed frog), 3347 nucleotides long. RefSeq names its product major histocompatibility complex class I-related gene protein-like. Lineage: Eukaryota; Metazoa; Chordata; Amphibia; Anura; Pipidae. The record is from RefSeq and is a predicted model, not a curated record. Bases 113 to 1132 code for a protein of 339 amino acids. The transcript is spliced from 6 exons.
CUCAUUAAUGUCGUCAAACUGGAUCAGUAACACAUAAUCUAUAUAGACAGCAGAGCUGCAACAUGUUCCUCUUGCUCGUGAAUCUCUUGGUUUUACAACGAUAAGAAUAAAAAUGGCUUUGGCUGUGUGUCUGGUGAUCAUUCUUGCUGUAUCCGUGGCAUAUUGUGGCAGUCACAAAUUACAACACUAUUUAUCGAUGAUUUCGGCCCCGAUCUAUGGAAUGCCUGAGUAUUCAUUUAGGGUAUACGUGGAUGGCUUACCAGUAUUAAGAUAUAAAAGUGACGUACAAGUGGCUCAGUUUUUGGUCCCAUCACUGAAUAACCUGUCUGAGCACUUGGAGAUCCAAACGAAAGUUGCCCAAAUAUGGCAGAUUCAUCAGGAACGCAAGAUGAAGUUUCUUAUAGGGUUUUUAAACAAGACAUCCGACAGGGCUGCUGUACAUGUGUAUCAGAGGAAGUUUACCUGUGAGUUACAUGAAAACAGAACCAUUGGGGGAUACCAAGAAUUUGCACUUAAUGGCAAGGAGCUUAUAUCGUUUGAUAAAGACAGAGAAGUGUUUGUGGCGGCAACACAAGAAGCUGUGAAUAUGCUGCCCCGGUGGAACAAGGAUAUGUGUAAUCAAAUGUGGAAUAAGAUGUACCUGGAAAAUGAAUGUAUUGAACAUAUGAAGCUCUAUCUCUCUUUAAUAACAACUGACUUGAAGAAGAAAGUUAAGCCCAAAGUGAAGGUUUCCAGCUCAGAGUCAGAGAGUGGUACCAAACUGCACUGCUGGGUGUAUGGGUUCUACCCCCGAGAUGUGGAAGUGAAGUGGAUAAAGAAUGGGAGAGAUGAGAUUUACUCAGAGGAAUCAGCAGAGAUCCUGCCAAACCCUGAUGGCACCUAUCAGAUCAGAGUCAGUGUGGAGGUAACACCAGAGGAGGGCGCCACUUACUCCUGCCACGUGGAUCACAGCAGUUUGGAGAAUCCCCUUGUAACUUUUGAAAGAAAGAUUAGUCACAUGACUUACAGAAUUGUGGCUGCUGUUGCUGUGGCCAUUCUCUUUGCUCUGGCCUUGUUUUUGUGCAUAAAAAUGAAAGGUUUUGAAUGCAGCCGGCAGAGUGUGAGAACAGAGGAACAAGAUUAUAAUCAAUAACGGAUAUAUUUAAGUCCCUAUAAUGAGAAUCAUGAGUUACCCUAGCGGGAAAAGCUGAGGUUUCUUUCAUUUGUGUAAGAUGCCUGAAAGUGUUAUUAAUGGGGAAAUGUCAAGCACAAAGCUUAGUCUGUUACAUAGAGAAAUAUAGUAGAUAAUAGAAUAGAUAGUAGAGUGAGAUUUGCUUGUGGCAUGCACAAUUAUUCUAUGGUAUGCAAAUAUGUGAUAAUAAUCAAUAUAAAGGUUUGGCUUUUGUAAGUCAUCAGAGCCAAGGUUACCAAAUAAUUUAAAAAUGAUUAUUAUACAAUUCCAUCCUAUUUAAAUUAGAAGAAACAGAGCUCUUCUAGAAUGAUUUUCUAAAAUUGUCCCUUUUUACAGUAUGUGGUAACAUUUAUACAAACCAGGUCAAGUUGUUUCCUCUCUUAUUGUGUUUGUGACCACAAAAAGUUUUGGCAAGCGCAAUAAUGCAUUCUGUGUAUAAAUAAGUUUACAAUGUGCAAUGUUUGUGUUGGCAAAAUGUAUAUUGUGUCCACAACAUUAUGUUUAUGCUUUCAAAAGUAUUUUUUCUUGGUCAAGUUUCAUUUUGCUGCUUCAGUAACAUAUUAGUGUGUAGAGAAUUGAUUUUGUAAUUACGAAACAAAUUAAUUUGUGUGGACAGAAUAUUUAUUUUGUGAGACAAAAUGUUUUUGGAUCAUAGAAUGCUUUUUCCUGGGACAAAAUGAAUGUUGUUGAUUCUGAAAUGUGUUUUUUACGUCUGAAUUUCAUGUUUACAAAAUGUAUUUUGUGUUUAUAAAGUAGCAUUUAUCUUGCAUUUACUUAUAUGUAUUUAUAUGUAGUGGGCGAGAGGGAGGGCAUACUGGCAGGCCCUCGAUUUAUCCCUUCAGCCACCCUUCUAAGAUAUCAUCAUAAUGUGUCAUCUUAAUGAUCAGACUGGCCAUAGAGUUGGAAAUUACACAAAGAAUAUAUUAAGAAAGACCUAUAUUAAGAAAGGGGCUGGCAUGUUUAUUCAGCAUGACUUACAACAAUCUAACACACCGCAUAAAAACAGACUCAAUGAAUAAAAGUAUGCCAUUUUGUCGUGUAAUAAGCCAUAGCUGCCUGAAAUGUAAAGCUUUAAACUUUGUCAAAAUAAGGAUAUAAAAUGUACAGAAUAAAAAAUAUAAAAUGUACAAUUUUUUCAGCAAGUUACUGGCAAGUUACAGCUAAAAGCUGGCAAGUACAUCAAUGGGAGGUGUAUUUUCCAAAUUCAGAUUUUUACAUGAUUUUCAACAAUAGUUUUUGAAAUUCUAGAUAUUUUCAUAAAUAAGUGUACAGUUCAGAUUUUCCAGUUUUCAAGUCUUUUUGUUAAAUUUGGAAAAAAAACUAAAUUUCUUUUAUAAUUUUGAUAAUUCUGCUUUGCUGGGUGUUUAUAUGAAGGAAUCUGAAUGAGAGCUCAUUUCUUAUCAUUGUCUAUGUAUUGUUAAGUCGCUGCAUUCUAGGCUGAAGUGAGUGCCUCUCUCUCUCUCUCUCCUAUUAGUGUAGGGAUCCAAAUGUAUAGGGAAUCCGGAUAGAGAAUAGAGGUGAUCUAAGCCACUAUGGGGUUUUGAAGCUGGUUUUUCUGUGAGUCAAACGAGAAAAAUUCUGUUCUUUUUGCGAAAGUCGCAGUCUUUCCUGAUCCGAUUUUUUUUCUAAGUUUUUAUUAUUGAUAAAUAAGGGCAAAUCGUGGAUUCUAGUUUCGUUGGACUUUUUUUUAUUUAAAAAAUCACAAAAUUUGUGAUUUUGAUAAAUAACCCAUGUUCUACUACUACUUAUCUGGGAAGGCAGUUACUGAGCCCAUAAAUUGGUUACACUAUUAACACCGCUCCUAAGUAAUACUGGAUGGGUUUGAUUCCUGGCCAAUGAACAUGACUUGAUUCCAAAUUUGGGAGUGGCCCGAACCAAGACCUGUGUCCAAAUGACCACCCCUUUAAGUAACACAAGUCCUCUUUACUCUAAAAAUUCAUUGGCUGUAACACAAAUUAUCCUACAGCUCAAAAUCAGUACUAUAUACACACAUUUUUCCCGUGUCCUCAGUCCCUAGUGGGAUCAAUUUGUAGUUAUUAGGCAGUAUGCUCAGAUUUUUAUGGCCAUGGUUGGAGGUCACUUCUUAUGAGCAGAUUAUAAAAGAGACUGAAGUUUAUCAGGGCACAAAUCACAUCACUGAGUGCUCCUGGGAAACUAACAAUAUGUCUAGCCCCAU